Messenger RNA from Prorocentrum cordatum, 684 nucleotides. The record is from the annotation of a GenBank genome assembly. NCBI's taxonomy places the organism in Eukaryota, Dinophyceae, Prorocentrales, Prorocentraceae.
GAGGCGCGGCCUAGCCCACAGCCCACGCCGCGGCGAGCCGCCGGCAUGGAGCCCCCGGCCCCGCGCCGGGCGGCGGCGGCGCAGGCGUCGGCCCCCGCGUCGUGGCGAGCGCUCGUCGAGGGGUGCGAGGACAGCACGCUCCUCCUGGACCCCAUGCGGGCCGGCUGCCCGAUCGUGGGGGUCAGUGCCAGGUUCGCGUCGCUCACCGGGCGCGGCGCGGAAGGGCUGAUAGGCAGGGGGCUCGACUCGCUCUGGGCUGGCGCGCCGAUGAUGCUGGUCUCUCGGUCGACCAAGCAGAGCUUCGAGGACUUCUGCCAGGAGUGCCGCCGGCCCGACCUCACGCACGCGGCGGAGGCCUGCGGGGUGCAGCCGUGCGUGCGGGAGGACGGUUCAGUCUUCUUCGUCUUCCUGGCGCUGGGGCUCUGCGCCUCCCAGCCGGAGCCGGCCGAGGAGGGCCCCUUCAGGAGGCACGUCCUGGCCGCCGCCCUCCGGCUGGAGGCGGCGUCGGCCCUGGCUCCCGGAGCGGUGCACGGCGGGAGGCACGCCACGGUGCAAGGAUCCCUGUGCGCGGCCAUACAGCGGCAGGGCAGCAGCAGAGAUCCAGCGUGCGCGGGUGCGCUUAUGGCGGCCAGCCUGAAGAAGACCACCGUGCAGCACCACGGACUCGGCAACUCAGCUGGGUAG